This is a messenger RNA of Spizellomyces punctatus DAOM BR117, 2290 nucleotides long. RefSeq lists its product as uncharacterized. Gene Ontology annotation, molecular function: protein dimerization activity. The record is from RefSeq and is a predicted model, not a curated record. The transcript has 3 exons. NCBI's taxonomy places the organism in Eukaryota, Fungi, Chytridiomycota, Chytridiomycetes, Spizellomycetales, Spizellomycetaceae. The coding region runs from base 377 to 2146 and encodes 589 amino acids.
UGUUUUUGUCACUUGCAAGUGUUCAAGUGUUCCUUUUUUUUUUAUUUCGUUGGAUUGUCCAUUGUCGCCCAUCUAGAGACAUUUCUUCUCGGCAGUUUGUUUUGUUUCAUCCUUUUAUUGACCCUUACAAGUGUUUUUUUUUUAUCAUUUUGAUACCAUUCAGCAUAGUUGUUCAACAGGUUGGUGUUUUGUCCGUGUUUUUCCGUUUGGAAUGUCUAGCAGCAUUUUGCAUGUUGAUUUUGUUCUUUGACAAACAGUUUGUAGAGUAGCUUGUAGGCAGGUCAUUUGCUGGAACUGGGCUUUAUCUCUCUCGGGGGCAGACAUUUCGUUUUUGGUACAGAACGAGACUCCUAUCAGCUUGUCACACAUACCGCCAAUGCCGCAUACCCUGCACUCCGCCCAUCAGCACUUUGACCAUUAUGAUACCCAUUCAUCAAAGGGCCACUACAGCUAUCCAACGCCUUUGGGUGAGGACUCUGUUAGGAUGGAUAUCGACAGUGGAAUCGACAUGACGGCGUACAGCCCGGCGGAUCUCUUUCGGGCUUUGAUGGACGGAGACGGCGGCAAUGUGGCUGCGACAACGAGAGUAGAGGUGGAUCAUCGAGCGAACAUGUAUGGUGGAAAGGGCUUUCCUCACCAGCCAGAGCCCUCGUCUUUAUCUUUGGACGCUUUGGAGCUACCCGAUGGACUGAUGGCAGAUUCGAUCCACCAUAUCAAUCGAGGUUCAGGUCAGUCGGAAUCGGGGCAGGAUAUGGUGUGGGAUUCAUCUUCCUCCUUUAUGGAGACGUUGAUGUCUCCUGACCUACCAACUACCACUUUUAUCCAUGACGCAUCGAAUGCACCUGUUCCUCCCGCUUCCUCGACGACAACCAUGCAACCCUGGAUGACCUCUCCACCAUCGCCAGCAGUGCACUAUCAACUUUCUCCCCUUACCGGCCCUCAUCCCCCGCCCGUUAUUCCUCAUGAAUCAUAUUCAACAGAACCAACUUCUCACCCAAUCCUCCCCUCAGCAGAUAGCGUCCUUUGUCAUGACACUCACCAUCGACAUGCGCUUCCUAGCCGUGAACGUUUUCCGCUAGAGAUCCCUCGGCAUACGUAUCAACCGAUGCGGAAUGCCGCACUGAUUCGGCGAUCAGUGUCCCUCACUAAUUUGCAUCAACAGCAACAGUACGUUUCUCAGCAUGCAGCUAUGACGCAUGGGGCAUUACCGAUAGUUUCGCCGUCGUUGUCUGCUUCCGGAGAUCCAUAUGUUUGGGUAAAUUCACCAUUACUCCUACCGGUUGCUACACCAACGUCUCAGCACAUGACCGGAGGAUACGCUGCCACAGCUGCAUCAGCUAGUCCGGUGCAAUUACCAGUUGUGGGCUCAUCGCCCUCCCUGGUUCCAUGUGAACCAAGCGCAGGCUCAAAGAUGGCGUCCGAAAGACACACUUUCAAAAGUCCGCGCAUAUUACCAUCGAGGAAACCGCGUAGGCGAUCUAGAACCGAUGGAAGUGAUGGAUGGGAAGAGUCGCUUGGCGGGCCAACAGAGUCUUCCUCUGGAGUACCUCCUGGAGGAGUGAACUCCUCUUUGGAUUAUAUCACACCUCCCCAUCAGCCACAUGAUCCUCAGGCAUCGUCUACGGAAUUGCCCAUGGUUGAUAUGCCUCCGGCGACCAUGACCGCUUCGUCUCAGAUGAAGACUGCCACGGCUGCUGUCACAAGCGCAUCACACAGCAAACCGGACUCGCCACCACCAACACCCCCGCUUUCCGCAAAAGUAACCACCACACCUACACAAUCCGAACUACUCGCUCGCCCACCACUGCCUUCAUCCCCUGCAUCAGACAGCAAGCCAUCUGUCAAGACACCCCACAAAGUGUCGGAGAAAAGGCGAAGAGAACUUCUCAAAGGAUGCUUUGACGAGCUGAUUGCCCUCCUACCUUUUGAUAAUUGGUCAAAUGACGAUUACUUGGACGACGAUGAUGAACGUGAUACAAAGAGUGGAAAAGGACGAGGAAAGAAGCAACCGAAUCGAAUUGAAAUUCUGCAUCGGACAGUCAGGUAUAUUGAUGGGAUGGUGCAGAGACAGCGGGAGAUGGAUGAUGAGAUGGAGAGGCUGAGGAGGGAACUGGCUGCAUUACACUUGAGUAAGAAUGGACAAUGAGCAAGCAUUCUGGGACUGUGUCUUGGACUUUUGGGGACAUUCAUGACGAUAGGUCUUACAAUGCCAUUCUAUCUUCGUACAUAUCAUAUAUCACAUAGUGCAAUUUUAUAAUAUACAUAAUAGUUCCUUUGACGCUUUUCCUAA